Zootermopsis nevadensis is the source of this 3112-nucleotide messenger RNA. Lineage: Eukaryota; Metazoa; Arthropoda; Insecta; Blattodea; Termopsidae. The record is from RefSeq and is a predicted model, not a curated record.
GUAAGGUGUCACCGUAUGCAUAAUAAGACAUAACGUCAGCCUUAACCUCACUGAUCAAUCAUAAUCAAUGCUGUAGAGAAUGUUUGUUGAAGUGAGUUAAAGAUCACUGUCGAACUUCUUUCUCAAGUGUUUGAGAGGCUUCUAUGUGAAAUGGUUUUGAACAUUUUUGUAAAUGUCUCCAGUAUCAAAUUUAAUUAAAACAGCGUUGACUCGUGCGCAAGAUUGAAAAUGAUGACGUUUAUGUUACAUCAGCUUCGCAUGAAUGCACCUUACUUAUUCCCUGUAUGAUAACUUGUUGCUGUGAUGAGGUGCUGCUUUGCUGUAAUUUGUUUACAUAACCUCGUCAUCGUGAAAAUAGGCUGUUCUAAUGGGAAUUUUGAACAAUGUUUCUCAUUUUUAGUGUUUUUGUAGUGCAUGUUGUGUUCUUAGUAUCUGUGUUUGACAUAUAUUUCAAGUCGCCAAUAGUUCACGGAAUGACACCACAGUCAAGCCCUCUGGAACCUCCUGCACGCAGACUUGUUCUCAUGGUGGCUGAUGGGUUACGCGCCGAUUUCUUCUUUGAAGCAGAUGAUUUAAAAAAUAAAAGGAAUGCCCCUCAUUUAAGGUCUAUAAUUGAGGAGAGGGGAGUUUGGGGUGUGUCUCAUACCAGAGUACCAACCGAAUCACGGCCUGGACAUGUUGCAUUAAUUGCUGGGUUGUAUGAAGACCCAUCUGCUGUAGCAAAGGGUUGGAAAGAAAAUCCAGUGGAAUUUGACUCUGUUUUCAAUGAAAGUCGAUACACCUGGUCCUGGGGAAGUCCUGACAUACUUCCCAUGUUUGCUAAAGGAGCAAGUGGAAAUCAUGUUUAUAUAGACACAUAUGAACCAGAAGUUGAAGAUUUUGGUGGGAGAUUAUCCACAUCAAGGCUUGAUACAUGGGUGUUUAGGAAAGUGGAGGAAUUUCUGAAUUAUGCUAAAACAGAUGCAGCUCUUAAUGAAAAACUUCAUCAAGAUAGAAUUGUAUUUUUCCUGCACCUACUUGGUCUGGAUACAGCUGGUCAUACACAUAAACCCCAUUCAGUAGAAUACAAGGAGAACAUAAAAAUUGUUGAUGCAGGCAUUAAGAAAAUUGAGGAGAUUAUUGAAGAGUUUUAUCACUAUGACAAGAAAACAGCAUACGUUUUUACAGCUGAUCAUGGUAUGACAGACUGGGGUUCUCAUGGAGCAGGUGAUAGGAGUGAAACAGAGACACCCUUGGUUGCCUGGGGUGCAGGUGUGAGAGAACCCCGACCGAGCACAGGCAGCAAUCCACCCAGUCCGGCCUCAUGGGGGUUGGGACAUUUGACUCGCAGUGAUGUGAAUCAAGCAGAUGUUGCACCACUAAUGGCAAGCCUAAUUGGAGUUCCUGUGCCUGUCAAUUCUGUGGGAAUUCUUCCACGAGAUUACCUUGGUGUAACAGAACAUAAGCUAUCAGAGUUAAUGUUUUCCAAUGCUCGUCAAAUGGCAGCACAGUACAAUAAAAAGCGAGAACUGGCAAAAGCUGGUGCUUUAUCAUGGAUUUAUAGAGAAUUCUCAUUGCUAAGCGAAAAUAAGGAGACUGAAUUGAUGGAUCAAAUACAUUCUCAUAUUUCAGCUAAAAGGUACAUUGAAUCGAUUGCUGUAAGUGAAAAACUAAUAUCUUUGAGUCUUUUAGGAUUAGAAUAUUACCAAAACUACUAUCAACAUUUUCUUCUGAGUUGCAUAACUAUUGCAUUUCUUGGUUGGAUUGCCUGGCUUCUGCUGUCCCUAGUUGAUGACAUGAACUUUCACAGAAAGAACUCAUUACUUCUUGAUGUUCAACACGAAGCAUCGAAGGAUAAAAAAAUGUUGAAUUUGAUACGUUCUAGAAUAUGUGCAGGGGGCCGCUGGGUUAAUAUUACCUUCAUGUUCUUAGUCAUUCUGACAGUGAUGCUGAUUUUCUUACAAAUGCUGUCUCGUCAGUUCUAUAUAUAUUGUCUACUUCCUGAGUUAAUCUGGUGGGCCGUGGCUCGUCACUGGGCUGCCCUCAGAGCAUCCAUGUUUCAUGUCAGGGAUUUAAUGGGUUUGAGAAGAUUAUUGAUGCUCUUCAUCUUCCAUGUUAUAGGCAUUGAAAUACUUGUUGUGUCUUUCUUCUACCGCUAUUUUCUGAGUAUUGGGAUGCUGGGUCUGGCGGCAUGGCCUGUUAUCUUUCCACUAGACCAGUCAGUGCAGUUUCCACUUCUUGCAGGCUGGGUGAGCUCCUGUUUGUUCCUUGCAGUGUUCCCUCUGCUCCCUGUUGUAGGAAGGGAGCCCAACACACAACUUGUAGCUUUAUCAGGUUGGCUGUUCCUGAUACUAGUUGCAUACUGUGCCUGGAGACUUGAGACAUGUGCUGUUGAUAGUAAGGAUAGAUUCCACUCCUGCUGUGUUGUAGCAGUCCAGCUUGUUAUGCUGCCAACUGCAAUAUGGGACUUAGUCAGUACUGCAGAAAAUAUUAAGAACAAGCAAGGACUUCCUGGGGUCAACCAGUUUGUUUCUUGGUCACUGCUCGGAAUAUCUUUAUGCCUGCCACUCCUGAGCUCACAGCGGGUUCUGGCACGUCUGCACAGUGUUGCUAUGUCUCUCGUUGCCUCAUUCCUUCUUCUGUCAGCCAGCCAUGAGGUUCUGUUCAUUCUAGCCCUUAUUCUCAACAUGUUCUGCUGGCUUCUUCUUGAGCUGCACAGUGCAGACUCAUCAAAGAAUAAGCUUCUUGACCUCAAAUUCAGUGCUGCAACUUACAAUGUUUUUGAACGUUCUCUGUCAUCCGUGGACUUCCGACGAGCAUAUUUCUUUUUAUUCUACAUUAUUGUCUCAUUCUUUGGGACUGGCAACAUUGCAAGCAUCAAUUCAUUUGAUCCAACUUGGGUGCACUGUUUUGUGACAGUUUUUUCUCCGUUUGUCAUGACACUGCUGAUCAUGUGGAAGAUCAUGAUACCAUUUCUGGCUGUGACUUGUACCUUUCGUGCUCUCAACAUAAUUGUGCAGGUAAAUGGGUCACUGUUUAAAUAGAUAUUAACACUGAAAAGUAAUUUGCUAUAGGAAAACCACAAGGAUAAAUUUGUUUUUUUUUAAGUGUCUGUUUAUAGUAUAUACAUACA